Racocetra fulgida is the source of this 573-nucleotide messenger RNA. Lineage: Eukaryota; Fungi; Glomeromycota; Glomeromycetes; Diversisporales; Gigasporaceae. The record is from the annotation of a GenBank genome assembly.
AUAAAAAAAAAUGGUGGUCGUCCAGAAGGUCCAGUUUGGAAUUAUUUUACUAAAGGUGAAAGAGUAGGAAAAGAAAAAUAUAAGGCAAUAUGUAAUUUUUGUGAAGCAUCUUGGAACCGUGGUGAACCAAUUGAAUUAAAAGGUCAUUUAGCUAAUCAUUGUUCAAAAGCUAAUUCAACAAUUAUUAGACAAUUUCUUACAAGAAUUCUUUCUAAUAAUUCUGAAGAAAGUAAUUUAAAUAAAAAACGAAAAUGCAAUACUCAAGGAAAUCUUAAUCAAUAUGUUAGUAUAAUAGAAAUUGAUCAACAAAAAAUUAAAAGAAUUCAUCUUGCUUGGGCUAGAGCUUUUGCUAUUUGUAGAAUUCCUUGGCAUAUUAUUGAAAAUCUUUUUUUUAUUGAAGCAUUAAAAGAAACAAAUUUAUCUUAUAAUCCACCAACACGACAAUUUUUAUCAGAUUUAUUAUUAGAAACUAAUGAAAUUUUAGAAAAUAUUAAUGAAACUAAUGAUCAAAUUUCUGGUCAAGAUGAUUAUAAUUGGGAUCCUGAAAAUAUUUCAAAUUCUGAUGAAGAUUAA